Python bivittatus (Burmese python) is the source of this 728-nucleotide messenger RNA. RefSeq names its product cysteine-rich venom protein latisemin-like. The record is from RefSeq and is a predicted model, not a curated record. Lineage: Eukaryota; Metazoa; Chordata; Lepidosauria; Squamata; Pythonidae. Gene Ontology annotation, cellular component: extracellular region.
UAGAAAUGAUUGCCCUCAUUGUCUUGCUGAGUCUUGCUGCAGUGCUGCAACAAUCUUCUGGAGAUGAUGGUUUUGCUGCUGAGUCAACCAGCAGAAGAGAAAAACAAAAGGAGAUUGUUGACCACCACAAUAAUUUACGGAGAACAGUGAGCCCAACUGCUAGUAACAUGCUACGAAUGGAAUGGCAUCCUGAUGCUGCUAAAAAUGCCAAACGUUGGGCAGAUAAAUGUUCUUUUGCUCACAGUCCAGUAAAUCAAAGAACUGUUGGAGAAUUACAGUGUGGUGAAAAUCUAUUCAUGUCAACUCAUCCUUAUUCAUGGACUGCAGUAACUCAGUCUUGGUAUGAUGAAAGGAAAGAUUUCAAGUAUGGCGUUGGACCAAUCCAACCAAAUGCCGUUACUGGCCAUUAUACGCAGGUGGUUUGGUAUAAAAGUCGCCUUCUUGGUUGUGCUGCUGCUAAAUGUCCUGCAUCCAAAUUCAAAUACUACUAUGUUUGUCAUUACUGUCCUGCAGGGAACUUCAUAAAUUCAAUUGCUACUCCAUAUAAAUCAGGGCCACCUUGUGGGGACUGUCCUUCAUCCUGUGCUAAUGGACUAUGCACGAAUCCUUGCACACAUGAAGAUACGUACUCAAACUGCAAUGCCUUAGUGAAAGAACAUAAAUGCCAGAUUCCCUGGAUCAGGAAAUCAUGUCCUGCUUCUUGCUUCUGCACCACUGAAAUAAAGUAG